GUAAUCGAAUUGUUUUUGACUUCAAGCGAGAUUAGUUAUAUUAACACUUCCACUAUAUGCCUCAAUUAUUCUCUACAAUCAAGUUCAGUGACAACCAUAAGUAGAAAGGGCUAAAAAAGGAAUGAAUUUAGCACAUAACAAUUGAUAUAAGUGGCUUGAUUGAUGGUUGGGCUGGCGGCAUUGUGCUAUGUCAACGACGGAAAGGCUCUAUUUUCGCAAUCUAUCUUCCCCAUGGCGCAGACUGUCUCUUCGUAUAAGAUUGUGGCAGAAGUAGAGAAUUUCAUCCAUGAUGGAUCAUUGAUAUCGUAUUUUCUGGUUUCGAACAUUGCACUUUUCAUCUAUGAUUUAAUCCUCAUUUUUCCAGCAGAGCUGGAAUUUGUGUGGUCCCCGGACAUCUUUGGAAUGUUCAAUGUGUUGUAUUUCCUUCAGCGGUAUAUGCCAUUUGGUUCAUUGAUUCUUCUACUGUUCUUCGAUGGAGUGGUUUCACCUCCAAUGUCUUUCAACAGAAUUUGUGGGUCUCAAGUGGUCCUUAUAUGGCGUGUGUGGACUCUGUGGAAUUAUAGCGCAAAAAUAACAUUUGUGUUCACUGGCUUAUUUCUAUGUGGCUCAGUGUUUAACCUCGUGAUAUUCAUCAGCACCCGUACUGCAGAAAGCUAUCCUGGUCCAAGUGUCACUUCGGUAGUUCACUGUGCCUCUCAACGUUAUGUGCAGCCACUCUUCUUCAUUUUUUGGGUACUCUUGAUAGUGCACCAUGCAGGUAUCUUGUUACUAAUGCUUAUACCUCAAGGUUACUCUCUCCUGCGUAUGCAAAGGUGGUCAGACUUGAUAAACCUUAUCAAUGACAUUGGCAUUGUAUAUUCUAUCUAUUUACUUGCAUUGUCUUCAUUGAAUCUAGCUGGGGCGCUCCGUCUCCCUACCAAUUUGCAGGGGCUUCUUAUUCCAUUUCAACAUGUGAUGGAGACUGUCCUUACCAGCAGAGCUAUCAUUCACUGGAAAAGGCAGUCACAGAAAUCACAAAUAACUACAGCUCUUGAUCUCACUGGCACAUCUUUCGCCGAGGUCUUUGAACCCAGCAAUGAAUCGGCAUCAAUCCCCCCACACCCUUCAUCUUUUCGCAGAUCUGGUUCAACAAGCCGCUAUUCGCUGGAAGAACCUUUAAUUAAUUUGGAAGACCCUCACGAUACAAACUUCGUCAACGGAAGUCCUUCCCUAGACACACCCUCGCAGAAUAACCUUCUAGGGAAUCAGAAAUCAUCCGCCGCUCCCUCAGUAUUUUGACUCCCUCCCUUGCACCAUCAGAAAUUUCGGAUAAUGUUGACGGCCCCUCAGGAGGCGAUCAAGCAGGGGAAAUGGGUUCCAGCCGUGACACUAUGCAAACAAGCUCCUCUUAUGAGACACUACCCAGUUAUCAUAGUCGUGUUUCAGGACUACGAAGGUCAAGCUCUCGCUUCUUCUCUUAUAUUCCCCUCAAUCGAAGUCUACCCCCGCUUCCCCAGCAACCUCCAAGUUACAGGUCCUCUUGAAUCACUUCUGAUAUGUAGCUAAAGUGUAUAACCUGUCCCAUAGUUUAUUUGUUAAAUAUUGGACAUUCAUGGACCAGUUGGUGAACUGCAAU
Molecule: messenger RNA, 1615 nt
Organism: Lentinula edodes (shiitake mushroom)
Lineage: Eukaryota; Fungi; Basidiomycota; Agaricomycetes; Agaricales; Omphalotaceae
Exons: 15
Coding region: 163-1278 (371 amino acids)
Source: RefSeq, a predicted model, not a curated record